CUAAACUAUAGAUACAUUUGACAAUUAGUCAAACUAUGGCGGCGCAAUUGUUGGGUUCUAUAUUCGAUCGUACCUAAGUCGCUGACUUUACUGUGGCGUUAAAUUCAUUCACAAAAUUAGAAAGUGUUGGCAGAAUUAUAGUUUCCAGAAAGAAAAAAAAAAUGACCCUGAAAUUAUAUGUAGAUCAUGUAUCCCAUCAUUGUCGUGAAGUUAUUAUUUUCUGCAAGUUAAAUGGAAUAGACUUUGAGGAGGUGCUCGUAGAUCUCUCCAAACGCCAGCACUUAAACCCUGAAUACAAAGAAGUCAAUCCAAUCAUGCAAAUACCAGCUAUAAUGGACGGAAAAUUCAAGCUUUCCGAAAGUCAUGCAAUUAUUAGGUAUCUGGCUUCUGUGUUUCCAAUUGCAGAUCAUUGGUAUCCAACUGACUUAUACAAAAGAGCAAAAAUCGAAUCUGUGCUGGACUGGCAUCGCACUAACUUCCCUCGCGGUCCAGCUGGAUUUGUCUCGCUCUCUCUUCUUGCUCCUGCAGUUGGGAUGCCUUUGAAUCCACAAGCAGCAGCAAAAGCUGAGAAAGUCCUUAUAGCGUCUCUUGCACAGAUCGAGUCUGUUUGGCUCCAGAAAAAAGGACGAUUUUUACUUGGAAGUGGUCAACCGUCAGUUGCAGAUCUUAGCUUAGCGUGUGAGAUUAUGCAACUUGAGUUUUCCCUCCAUCCACGGUCAUUCUCUUUGCAAUCAGGCAGGAGAGACGACUUGGGGUCUGACCUGGCCAAGCCUUCGUGGUCGCAAAGCACACCCUGGCAGUGCAUCGCAACCUCAUAAGAGGCACCAGAACCAGAAAAAGUUGGCUUUUAAGCCUUCCAAAACAAGAUUGUGUUAAAGAACAUUCCCGAGCCCUUUGGGCUUCAACCCGGACUAUCUCACUAAGUCCAAAAACAUGAUAUGGAGCUAUCCAAAGCAUCAAAUCAACUAAUAGAGUACAAAUGAAGUCCUAUAGAUGCUUCCGUAUUGUAAGGUCUACGCGCCCCUUGCUUGUACUUAUUCUUGUUCUGGAUUUUCUCUCAGUUCCGGUUCUAUCUUGUGAAAAGUCUUAUCAACUGAAUGCCCUUGAUUCUGAGGUCCUGCAAAAAAAAACUGUUUUUUCUGCUGAAUUUAGGUUCUGGACGAUAAGGUUCGUGAGCGGAUAUUAGGCCCAUUCAAGAGAGUAACAAAGUGGCUUGAUGAUACAAAGCAUGUCAUGGCACCUCAUUUCGAAGAAGUACACUCAAUCCUCUAUAAAGUUAAAAAGAAGAGGCAAAAGCAAACAUCUCCUGUAGGAAGUAGCAGUACUCAAUCGAGCAGAAAACAUGACCUGCAUUCGAAGAUGUGACAAAGCAAUGUGCAUUAUGCUCUGUGUAUAAAAAUACUCAUAAGAUAGUAAGUGUAAACAUGUAAUAAGACAAGCUAAAGAGUCCUUGAAUCUUAGCAAUGCAUCUGUUAUUUCCUUACUGUAUUGAAUAAACUCAGUUUUUGAAUUUUAUCGUAUAAUGUGACUUGCAAGGGGUGCAUUUUCUUACUGUACCCUCUUCUGAUGAA
Messenger RNA from Capsicum annuum, 1571 nucleotides. Its product is annotated as glutathione S-transferase T1. NCBI's taxonomy places the organism in Eukaryota, Viridiplantae, Streptophyta, Magnoliopsida, Solanales, Solanaceae. The record is from RefSeq and is a predicted model, not a curated record. The transcript has 7 exons. The coding region runs from base 162 to 818 and encodes 218 amino acids.